UUAAAACAAGGUCUUUAACAACAAGAAUUUUUAAAUGAUACAUAACUGAAAAGAUAUUCCUAAUUUUUAGUCAUGUUAGAGAUUUUUAAGUUAGAGAUUAAGGUAAAAAACAUAAUGUUUUUUAAGUUUCCAAUAAGAUUUCCACUGUUCCCUGCAAAAUUUGUAUGCUUUAUGGCUGAGCAAGACCCAGAAGAUGGGGCUGACUACUCAUAGUUCUGCGGCAGAUGGCGUCGCCCGUGCGGUACGCCCGUGAUCUGCCUUCAGCCACCGGGCAGCAUCAGUCAGAAAGAUGACAUCGCCGCCAACGCUGUCGGUAAAUCGGACGGCGGUGCAAUGGAGUCCCGUCUGUGGACGUUACCUGGUGGCCAGGGGAGCAGCCGUAGGUCACGGUCUACUGAUUGAGGAACUGCCGUUCGCCGUGGGACCCAAAUGCAAUGGACCGGUGGUGUGUCUGGGAUGCUAUCAGUUCGAUGCCGAUACGGAGGAGGAAUACUGCAGCGAAUGUGGGUGGCCACUGUGCUCUGAAUGCGCCCAGGACGAGGGGAACCAUCACUUCCGGGCGGAGUGCCGGGUUCUGCAGGACGCCCGGGCUAGAUUCUUUCCGCUGCCCAAGGGCAGUAGCCACUGUCCCCAGCUGGACUGCAUUUUGCCAUUGAGAGUACUGUUGGCUAAGGAGACAGAUCCUGAGAGAUGGGACAGCCAAGUGGAACCCAUGGAGCACCACGAAGAGGAGCGGAAAGAGGAUGCUGAUGUCUGGCAUGCGGAUCGAGUAAAUAUUGCUCAGUAUCUUCGUGGACCCUGCAAACUAUCAUCCCGAUUCAGUGAGGAACUAAUCAUGCAGGUCGUGGGGAUCCUAGAAGUCAACGCCUUUGAAGCAAGGACCACCAGAGGAUUUCCUCUGAGGUGUCUCUACCCGUACACCGGUAUUCUGGCUCACAAUUGUGUUCCCAACACCGCUCGAAGCAUCUAUCCCAGUGAAGGUUACAAAAUCCGCCUGAGGGCAAUGGUGGACCUGAAGGAUGGACAGCCCCUGCACCACAGCUAUACUUACACCCUGGACGGAACAGCUCAGAGACAGCGGCAUCUUAAGCAGGGAAAGUAUUUCAGCUGCACAUGCGAACGCUGCCAGGAUCCCACUGAACUGGGCACCCACUUUUCCAGCCUAAAAUGUGGACAGUGUACAGAGGGCUACCAGGUGCCCAGGCAGCCAACAGAUUCAGAUUCCAGUUGGAACUGCAACAACUGCGGAGCAAGCAGCAGCCAAGCAGAAGUGGAAACACUCCUCCAAUCUCUUCAGUCCGAGGUAAAUAAAGUACAGGGCCUGGAAAUGGGAGCAAAGCGACUGGAGGAGGCCGAGCGACUGCUGCGAAAGUACAAAUCCUUGCUGCAUCCGCUGCACUUCAUCGCAACGGGACUGAGGCAGCUGCUCAUCGAGAUGUACGGUCGGGUGCAGGGCUAUGAGAUGGUCCAGCUGCCGGAACAUCAACUGGAACGAAAGGUGGAGCUUUGCCGUCAGGUGCUGGGUGUCCUGAAUGUCUUUGAACCGGGCCUAAGUCGCACCAGAGCCAUGAACCUUUACGAGAUGCACGUGCCUCUGGUCCUCCUGGCGAAAAAUGGUUUCAUUGCCAGCCGACUGAGCGGUGGAGAGUUGCGCACCCGCCUUGUCGAUGCCAUCGAUUUGUUAAAGGAGUGCGUGGAGAUCCUGGAGUGCGAGGACAAGAGUUCCCAAGAGGGUGUCCUGUGCGGAGUGGCCGCUCAGGCGUUAAAGCAACUUCUACUUAGCGUCGAAGGACUGGGAAGCGAACUCAAUUAAUUACUUAUCAUAUCGGUUAGCUUUAUUUAAACUGAUCAGGAGGCAAUCUCUGGUGUUACAUUGAAAAGUGUCUAGUGCUGGUUCUAAAAAAUAAAACUCUACAACUUAAAAGUGACUACAAAUAUUAUAGACUAUUACUGCA
This is a messenger RNA of Drosophila ananassae, 1955 nucleotides long. RefSeq names its product SET domain-containing protein SmydA-8 (gene SmydA-3). The transcript has 4 exons. Lineage: Eukaryota; Metazoa; Arthropoda; Insecta; Diptera; Drosophilidae. Bases 290 to 1813 code for a protein of 507 amino acids. The record is from RefSeq and is a predicted model, not a curated record.